GGAGGCGGCAUCAGCUGUGUGCUGCAGGACGGCGAGGUGUUCGAGAAGGCGGGUGUGAACGUGUCCGUCGUGUUCGGGCAUCUGUCCGAGGAGGCAGCGCGGCAGAUGCGAAGCAGAGGGAAGUCUCUGAAGGCCAAAGAUGGAAAACUGCCUUUUUGCGCCAUGGGUGUGAGCUCUGUUAUCCAUCCAAAGAACCCUCAUGUUCCAACCAUGCACUUCAACUACAGAUACUUUGAAAUUGAGGAAGCAGAUGGAACUAAACAGUGGUGGUUUGGUGGGGGGACUGACCUCACUCCAACUUACCUGAAUGAAGAGGACGCUGUUCAUUUUCACAAGACUCUGAAAGAAGCCUGUGACAAGCACGAUCUGAAGCUGUAUCCCAAGUACAAGAAAUGGUGUGAUGACUACUUCUACAUCAAGCACCGUGGCGAGCGAAGAGGGAUUGGAGGCAUAUUCUUUGACGAUGUGGAUUCUCCCUCCAAGGAGGAAGUAUUCCAGUUUGUGAAGAGUUGUGCCAAAGCUGUUGUGCCUUGUUACAUUCCCAUUGUGAAAAGGCACUGCCAUGACUCCUUCACACCAGAGGAAAAGCUGUGGCAGCAGCUUCGGAGAGGACGGUACGUGGAGUUCAACUUGGUUUAUGACAGGGGUACAAAGUUUGGCCUUCUGACACCAGGAUCAAGAAUUGAAAGCAUUCUUAUGUCUCUGCCACUGACUGCAAGGUGGGAGUACAUGCACAUUCCUCCAGAGAGCUCCAAAGAAGCAGAAAUCCUGGAGGUUCUGCGCAAUCCCAAAGACUGGGUACACUGACACGGAUUGUGAACAAGAUGGAUUGCUUACACUGAGCCAUUAUGAAAGAACAAGAAUGCCUGCAAACCAGCUCAUUCAAACUGCUGUUGCAUGGCAUUUUAGUAGAGCUAUUUAUACUCUUACCUCAUGCCUUAAUAAUGCUGUAGACUUGUUAUAACUUGCAAAUAUAUGAACUAAUUCUUUAAGAUUGAUCAGCUAUUGGUAUCACCCCAUGUUGCUGUUGCCUUGUGAAGGACUGGCACUACCCUC
Pterocles gutturalis (yellow-throated sandgrouse) is the source of this 1056-nucleotide messenger RNA. It is a transcript of the gene CPOX, whose product is annotated as coproporphyrinogen oxidase. The record is from RefSeq and is a predicted model, not a curated record. Gene Ontology annotation, cellular component: mitochondrial intermembrane space; cytoplasm. The transcript has 6 exons. NCBI's taxonomy places the organism in Eukaryota, Metazoa, Chordata, Aves, Pterocliformes, Pteroclidae. The annotation marks the transcript as partial. Gene Ontology annotation, molecular function: coproporphyrinogen oxidase activity.